Lampris incognitus (smalleye Pacific opah) is the source of this 2940-nucleotide messenger RNA. RefSeq names its product villin 1 (gene vil1). Bases 84 to 2570 code for a protein of 828 amino acids. Gene Ontology annotation, molecular function: phosphatidylinositol-4,5-bisphosphate binding; actin filament binding. Gene Ontology annotation, cellular component: lamellipodium; actin cytoskeleton; cytoplasm. Gene Ontology annotation, biological process: actin filament severing; regulation of lamellipodium morphogenesis; cytoskeleton organization. The transcript is spliced from 20 exons. The record is from RefSeq and is a predicted model, not a curated record. NCBI's taxonomy places the organism in Eukaryota, Metazoa, Chordata, Actinopteri, Lampriformes, Lampridae.
AUCAGUCCCUCUCUGGCCCAUUGCUUUCUGACCAGGUCCAUUUACAUCAGAUAAGUCUUCACAUCUGAAAACCAACUGAAACCAUGGCCCAAAUCAAAACCCAAGUUUUAGAAAUCCUCAAUAAGAACAUAGCAGGCCUGCAUAUAUGGAGAAUAGAGGACAAGGAAAUGGUGCCCUUACCCACCAAGACAUAUGGAAACUUUUACGAAGGGGACAGCUAUGUUGUCCUUUAUAUAAACAAAAUGCGUGGCUCUUUCACCUACGACAUCCAUUUCUGGCUGGGGAGGUCCUCCUCCCAAGGCGAACAGGAGGCGGCAGCUACCUACACCACCAUGAUGGAUGAGGCCUUGGGUGGCGUGGCUAUCCAGCACCGUGAGGCCCAGGGAUAUGAGAGCGACACCUUCCGUGGAUACUUCAAAAGGGGCCUUAUUUACAAGAAGGGUGAUGUUGCCUCUGGGAUGAAGCAUAUGGACACCAAUACUUACAAUGUAAAACGACUGCUCCACGUCAAGGGACGGAAACAUGUGGUUGCAGCAGAGGUGGACAUAAGCUGGAACAGCUUCAACAAAGGUGACGUCUUCCUGUUGGAUUUGGGAAACCUCAUUAUCCAGUGGAACGGCCCCAAGAGCAACCGCAUGGAGAGACUCAAGGGAAUUAACCUGGCCAAAGACAUCCGUGACAGAGAGAGGGGCAGGCGGGCACAAGUUACGGUGGUGGAGGGCGAUGACGACAAGUCAUCCGAGGAGGCCAUGAAGGUGAUGAAGCAGCACCUCGGAGACAGGCGGGAUAUCAAGGAUGUUAUUGCCCCUGAUGACAUGGUGGACUACAAGCUGAGGACUGGCAUCAAGCUCUUCCAAGUCUUAGAUGUCGAAGGUAACCUGGUGGUUCAGGAGGUGGCAGUGAAGCCUUUGAAACAGGAGUUCCUCCAUCAUGAGGACUGUUAUCUUUUGGAUCAAGGUGGAACAAAGAUUUUCAUGUGGAAAGGAAAGAAGGCCUCUCAAAAUGAACGCUCUGAGUCACUGAAUAAAGCAGCAGCAUACAUAAAGGCAAAGGGCUAUUCUCCCUCCACCUAUGUGGAGACGGUGAAUGAUGGUGCCGAGUCAGCUACGUUCAAGCAGUUAUUCCAGAGUUGGACUGUCAAAGGCCAGACGGUGGGAUUAGGGAUGGUAAACAGCCCAGGAAAAAUUGCUAAAGUUGAGCAAAUCAAGAUUGAUGCCACCUCUAUGCAUGCGAGGCCGGAUCUGGCUGCCCAGAAGAAAAUGGUGGAUGAUGGGACAGGUGAAGUCAAGGUCUGGCGGCUAGAAGACAAUGAACUGGUUCCAGUGGAGCGGAAAUGGUUUGGGCAUUUCUAUGGCGGUGACUGUUACCUCAUCCUCUACCAAUAUGAAGUCAACUAUAAGAAGCACUAUAUACUGUACAUCUGGCAGGGUCGCCAUGCAAGUAAAGAGGAGCUCACUGCCUCUGCUUUUCAAGCCAUCCAAUUGGACCAACAGUACAACGGAGAGCCUGUGCGGGUCCACGUACCCAUGGGCAAAGAACCUCUCCACCUCAUGGCUAUAUUCAAAGGAAAGAUGAUCGUAUAUGAGGAGGGAACUGCCAGACCCAACCGCACACGUGCCCAUCCGUCUGUGCAUCUCUUCCAAGUGCGUGGCACGAACGAGUUCAACACCCGGGCCAUGGAGGUCCCUGCACGCUGCUCCUCCCUCAAUUCUAAUGACGUAUUUUUACUCAACACAGACUCCUGCUGCUAUCUGUGGUAUGGAAAGGGAUGCAGUGGUGAUGAGCGAGAAAUGGGUAAAUCUCUUGCAGACAUCAUAUCCAGACAGGAGAAAUAUGUCAUUGCAGAGGGCCAAGAGCCGGCACACUUCUGGGUCAAUCUAGGCGGGAAGACACAAUAUGCCCACAGUAAAAGAUUUCCGGAGGAGUGCGACAUCAUCACUCCCCGUUUGUUUGAGUGCUCCAACCAGACGGGACGCUUCUUGGCCACGGAGAUCACCAACUUUGACCAGGAAGACCUGGAUGAGGAUGACAUCAUGCUGCUUGAUAUUUGGGACAUGGUGUUCCUCUGGAUUGGAAAAGGUGCCAACAUAGUGGAGAAAGAGGCAGCAGUUACAACAGCACAGGAAUACCUGUGCUACCAUCCAAGCGGGCGAGAUGAGGAUACCCCCAUUGUUCUGGUCAAACAGGGCUUUGAGCCCCCUACUUUCACUGGGUGGUUCCUUGCCUGGGACCCCCAAAUGUGGAGUAGAGUUAAAUCCUACGAGGAGCUGAGGUCUGUGCUUUGGGAUGCCACUGAUGUCAUCAAAAUCACGGUGGAUAAGAACAAGAACUCUGUCCAGACCACUACAACAAUGGGGAUCCCUACUCCCUCAGUGCUACCCAUCCUCCCUGCUGAUAAGCUGCUCAAUAACCUGUCUGAUGACCUGCCAGACACGAUUGAUCCAACAAGGAAAGAGGACUAUCUAUCAGACGAAGACUUCACUCGAGUCCUGGGCGUUUCACGGCUCGACUUCUACUCAAUGCCACUCUGGAAGCAACAAAAUCUGAAGAAAGAGAAGGGUCUCUUCUAGGAGGGAGGAGACAACGGAGACCCCCGGGGUCCAUUUUUGACAGUUUAACUUGUAAUUGUUUUAUGUGUCAUUGUAAAGUGGUGGUUUAGAUAUGCCACCUGGAAUUGAAGAGAGGAAUGGUAAAUCUGUACAUGCUAUUAUUUAAGAGUGCAUCAAUGGUAAAGAUGUUUGCACAAGAACAUAGAAAAAAAUCCUAAUGUAGAAUAAAUUAACUCUCAUGUUGUCAGCCGUUCCUUGUUUGCUUUCAAUAUGCUGGCAACGCAAGGUUGGGAACAAUUGACAAUCAAUAUCAAGAAUUACUGGUGUCACAUAUGAAUAAGGAUAUGGUGGAAAAAGCAUUAUUGUGUGUACCUUGUUGUUAGAUUUAUUG